Molecule: messenger RNA, 6270 nt
Organism: Closterium sp. Naga37s-1
Lineage: Eukaryota; Viridiplantae; Streptophyta; Zygnematophyceae; Desmidiales; Closteriaceae
Source: the annotation of a GenBank genome assembly
AUGGGUCGAAACAUUCCUGUCAUUGUCCUCUUGGUAUCACUGCUCGUGUCGUCUCCUCUCGACGCGAACGCAGCAGUGAUAAAACCGUACCAGCAAAAAGCGAUGCUGAACGCCAAGAGCGCGUAUGGCAGCUUCAAGGGGGAUUCGACGUGGAAGGCGGGUGCGGACUGCUCCACGUGGCAGCGCGUGCAGUGCAACAGCGCGGGUGACGUCACGCACCUCCACCUCGCGAACGCGAUGAUUCGCUCCACGGGCGUCGGCAUCGCGCCGUCCCUCUCCGUGCUCACGAAGCUCGCGUUCCUCAGCCUCUACAACAACAGCAUCACCGCCGAAAUCGGCACCGUCCUCUCCACCCUCACUUCCCUGAAAACCCUCAACCUUCAGCUGAAUCGCUUUUACGGGAGCGGCUCGAGCAGAAUUUGGAAAUUAACUCAGCUGACGUACCUCGAUAUCUCCCACAAUCUGCUCGUCGGGCCGCUCGGCGCGGGGCUGGGCGCACUCACGAACCUCGCGUAUCUGGACGUGUCGUCAAACUACUUCCGCGGCGCCAUCCCCGCGUCGUUCAACAACCUCGUGAAGCUCAAAUACAGCGACUUCAGCGGCUGCUUCUUCACGGGGCUCCCGCCCGCCUUCCCCGAGCUCGACCCGGGCAACCUGACGUUCGCCGCGGAAAGCAACCUCAUCAUGAGCAUCCCCAUCACCUUCCCCGCGUCCGCCGCGGGCGUGUUCAGCAUCGACCUGUGGGGGAACCUGCUCGCAGAGCUCCCGACAGAGGUGGCGCUGCUGACGGAGCUCAAGGUGCUCAACGUCGCGGCGAACCGCAUCGCGACGCCGCUGGAGGACAUCGCGUGGAGCGAGCUGGUGGCGCUGGAGGAGCUGUACCUCGGCCGCAACGCCAUCACCGGCACCGUCCCCACGGACCUCGCGGCGCUCACUGCGCUGAGGCACCUCCACUUCCACACGAACCUGCUCACUGGCUCGCUGCCGGACGAACUGACGCUGCUCACGGACCUCGUCUCCCUGGACAUCGGCCUCAACACAGAGCUGGGCGAUGGGCAGGAUUUUCCUGCAGGGUUCAGUGAGCUGCAGUCGCUGACGCGGCUGGUAAUUAUCGGUGAUAAUUUUGCCGGGCCGCUGCCGCAGCCGUACUUGGCGGCGGACCCGGGGUUUUACCUGGACGCGCGGAACAACUCGUUCACGGGGUCGCCCUUGGUGCGGGACGUGUGCCCCAACUCGCGGCCGAACCGGCUGCGCGUGGCGUGGAACUGCCUGGAUGCCGAGACGGACUGCUCCACCAACCAGCGCGUAAUCUCGUAUCCCCACGGGAGCGGUCACCGCUUCCCCCUCCUCCUAAUGUUAUCCGUUUUCCUCGUUAUUGGCCUCUCCGGCAGCAGCCCCGCGCGCGCGCAGACCAUCAAGCCGCCACAGGAGUCGGCGCUGCUGAGCCUCAAAACGGCCUUCGGGUACUUCACAGGGAGCAGCACGUGGGGCGCGGGGAAGCCCUGCGCCAACUGGCUGCGCGUGACGUGCAGCUCCGCGGGGGACGUGCUCCGCCUCAACUUCACUUCCGCCAGCAUGCGCUGGAAGACCGCGGGGAUCCCCAUCGCGCUCACCAAUCUCACCAAUCUCGACACGCUUAUCCUCGCUAAUAACGAGAUCGUCGCCCCGAUUCCGUGGUACUUAUCGAAGCUGCCGAAGCUGAAGCGCCUCGACCUAAGCAACAACACGUUCUACGGCGGAACGAAUCAGAUCUGGACGCUCACCAAGCUCACCUUCCUCGACGUUUCCAAGACGCUCCUCCGCGGCGCGCUUCCGCCCGCCAUCAGCGGAUUGGCCAGUCUGGUGGUUCUCAACGUUAGCGACUCGUACUUCUCUGGACCAAUCCCCGACGCGUUUUCGAGUCUGACGAAGCUGCAGUUCGGCCAAUUGGACCGCUGCUUCUUCACCGCCCUCCCCGCCGCGCUUCCCGAGCUCGCGUCUGGCGCGCUCACCUUCACGGCCUCGGGAAACCUCUUCUCAAACAUUCCCGCCACGUUCCCCGCGUCUUCCGCCGCGGUUGACACGCUGGACCUCUCGUCCAAUCUCAUCACCGCCCUCCCGACGGAAAUCUCCCUCAUGAGCGACCUGCGCCAGCUCAACCUGGCCAACAACCAGCUCAGCAUCGCGCUGGCUGACGUCACCUGGAGCGGGCUUCCGAGCCUGGAGGCGCUGAACCUGGGUUUUAACGAGAUAACGGGUUCAAUUCCGGCUGAGGUCAGUGACCUCUCCAACCUCAAGACGCUGCAGCUGCAGAACAACACCCUCAGCGACGCAGUUCCCGAUGAGAUUGGAUCGCUGGUGAAUCUGACAGCGCUGGAUCUGAGCAACAAUGGCUUCACGGGCGAUCUCCCUGAGAGCCUCAACGCCCUCUCCUUCCUGCUGCGCCUCGUGCUCGCUAAUAACCAGUUAACCGGCCCACUGCCCCAGCCUUACCUUGGCGCCAAUAGCAAGUUCUUUCUGGAUGCCCGAAACAACUUGUUCACGGGGUCACCGCGCGUGAAGGGCAUCUGCCCGAACGCGCGCCCGGCAAAGCUAUUGGUGACUGGGAAUUGCCUGGAUGACGAGCAGGGGUGCACCACGGUGCAGAACACAUGCGACCCAACAGGCCUGAUCGAUGAGUGGCUGCCCGUUUCCCCGCCCCCAGCCAGCGCCACUGCCGCCGCGAGCUACGCAAACGACUCAAUCCAGAUCGUCGCUUCUCACCCCGCCGCCUUCGCCAGCGCCCUCUCCUCCCCGCCGGCCAAAGUGGCCGACACCGGCGGCAGCGGAGCGACGGCGAGAAAGCGCCGCCGUGAGGCCUUGGCGGGUGCCGGCAAGCAGCCGAAGCGGACGAGGGGGAAGAAGGAAAAGGCUCCGUUGACCGAGUCAACCGUCGCAACUGGCGGUGAGUGGAAGCAAGUGGACGCUCUCAACGCGAGCGCCUCGGAUUCUUGCGAUCAACCUGAGAGUGCUCUGUCGUCCCCCACUGCCCCCGCCUUCCCGCGCGACGGAUUAGCCGCGCAGCGCAAGCGCGGCGGAGAUUCGGCCAGUCUCGCGGCGCAGGCUCCCGCGCCGAUGAGUCUUGAUACGAGCGCACGCGCCAAUCGCGGCGCGAAACAGAAGGCAGAUGUUGCUGUCGGGCAGCCUCUGGCGAAAAAGUUGUUGCAGCGACGUUCGCUACUGCCUUCUCCAGCGCCCAUCUUUCGCCAAACGCUCGGGGAGCUUUGGAGCUUUCUUGACCCCACGUUCAGUGCCUCCGAACCUGCUUCCAGUCUUGAGCAACCCACCAAGUCCGGACCGAGCCAGAGCUUCAGCCUCGGGCAGGAAGCAACCACCAGCGAGCCGCCUACUCCGAGCGCGCAGAGCUGCCUUCAGCGAUGCCCCACGGACGCGGCGGCUGCGGCGGGGGAUGCAGCAGAGGCGAAUGGCUCGGGAUCUGAGGGCGCCGCGGGCUUGAUCUGCGCGCAGGCGAGCGGCGGUUCGGCAGAUGCGGAAGAAGGGUCGCUGGGCUCAGUGAUUGGCGGCGAGAAACGCGGAGCGUCAAAGACGGCGUCAAUGUCGGCGUCCGCGAGAGCGCGCAGCAACGGGGGCGCCAUUACGGCGAGGCAGGUGGCGGUGUUGCGGGAGGCGGUAGCAGCGGCUCACUCCGGGGGGACGGCGGUCGUCGCGCCCGCGGGGAGCUCCGCCGCGGAUGGGGGGGCUUCGAUGGGCCAGCAGGGCGCGGGAGACGGGGGAAAGCGGCGCGCGCGAAGGCCGUUCUCGCGGCAGGGCAGCUCCAACGCGCCGCACGUGGCCGCGCGCAAUGGCAAGGCGGCGGGCGCGCGUGGCGCGCAGAGGGACGGCGCAGAUGGCGCGGAGGUGGCGCGAGGGGAAUCAGCAACGCCGGGACGGUCGCUGGGCUCCGCCGCGGCUCCUGCUUCCGCCUCUGCUGCUGUGUCCCCUCCUGCUGCUGCUGACCUGUCUGCGUCCCAUGCUGACGUGUCUGCGUCCCAGGCCGACCUGUCUGCUUGCGAAGGUGGCGCCCCUCCCGGUUCGCAUGCACCUGCGCCUCUCUCUCCCCCUCCCGCAUGCCCUACCUCCGCACCCCCACUCUCACCCGCCUCCUCACCCCCCCCUGCCGCCCCUUCACUCCCCUCGCCCAUCUCCCCGCCGCAAUCACGCCCUCACGUGGACGGCAGCAGCAGCAAGAGCCUGUUGGCCGAGCUCUCGUUAGAGUCACCCGCUCUAGGCCCACAUGGCCCCUCGUUUAAUUCACAACUGUAUGAAUCGCCCAACUGGAGCGGCUCUCCAGUUCUCUCGUUACAGGCACACUCCAUGCAGUCACUGUGGACUGACGAAGGCACCCCGGACCUCCCACUCAUGGCCUGCAAUGGCGAGCAAGGCUCGGGCAUCUCGCUGAACCUGCUGCCGAGCCUGGAGUGGCAGACGCCGUCAGGGUUGGAAUCCAGGGAGCAGGCUGAGGUGGACUGGGCUCGCCUGCCGGACCUGGACGAGCUGCCGAGCCCCUCGCCUCCGUUUCCGAACCUGGAUCCGAGCCUGACGCCAAGGCUGCCCGCCAGUCUGGAUGGGGUGGCAAGCCUGGCAUAUUGUGAGCAAGGGGGAAUCAGCGCGGAGUGGCGACCAGCGCAAGAGCAACAGCAGCAGCCCGACCCGCAAGAGCAAGAGCAGCAACGGCAAGCGGGGGGCCUUGAGGAGUGGGCACAGCUACAUGGCUCUGAGAAGAUUUGCGGGAAUGGGGAUGGAAACGCGGAAGGCGCGGUGGAAGGCGGCAUGGGAGGCGCCGUGGAGGGCGCAGAGGCCCACGAGGCAGCGGUGAGUGCGGAGCAGAGAGGUAUGACGGACGGUGGUGAGCGGUGGAGUGCACACGAUGGGGGUCCUCUGGCAGAGCCCACUCUGCCUGAAGGUGCACCGAUGAACCAGCCCUGCUUCCUGAUUGGCCAGUCCCAGCCAUCGCAGCCAAUGAGCACGGAGGAGGCUGCCAGCGUGGCACCAAUGGACUUCGAGGCAGCUGCCAGCGUGGCAGUGAGUGCAGAGCUGUGGGAUUCGCCUCACGCCAUGAACGCCAGUGGGUUGGAGGGGAUGGAAGGUGAGGAGGGAGGAGGAGGGGUGUGGGAGGAGCUGGACGUGGUGGUGUGCGGUGUGAAUGGAGUUAUGGGGGGUGCUGGUGACAUGGAGGACAGAGGCGAGGGGGUGAGAAGGGAGUGGGACCUGGCUUCGGUGGUGCGCGAAUGCACAGCGGCCUGCCUCUCCCCCACGCCACCCACCGCUGCUCCCCCUGCUGUCAUCGCACCUCCUCAACCUCCCGCACUCACCGCCCCUCUCGCCUGCCUGCCUACUGCUGCCGCCUCUCCAUCCCCCAGCAGCGGUGGCAGCAUGGGCGGCAGUUGCUUAAGUCCCCAUCCCGCUCAUCUCGCUGUGCCUGCCUCUGUGCCUUUGCCUGCUGCUGCUGCUUCGGCUACUGCUGGCAUUGCUGCUGCCGCCCCUGCUGUUGCUGCUCCACCCACUGCUGCCACAACGUUUCCACUUGCUGCUGCUGCUGAGAUCAGCCCUCACCCCCUUGCCUCCUCCGCGCCUUCUCUCGCGUCUCCCUCACUCCCUCUCGACCCCCGCCAGAGCAGCUGGGCGGCACACCGCCGCCCAGAGAGCAGUAAGGCCAGCUCUUCUGUCUCUGCUGGUACUAGUGCUGCUGGCACUGCUGUUUCUGGCACUGCUGUUGCUGCCGCCAUCCCGCCUCCCCUGCCAGGGCGCACUCUCAGCUGCAGCAGCCUCUCUCUCGCCCGCUCUCAUGGCCCCACCCGCCCUCCGCUCGACCGCACCCUCAGUGGCAGAGCGCCGGCAGCAGUGCUGCAGACGCAGUCACAGGGAGCAGCGCACACAGGCCGCGGCAGCAGUAGCGGCAGUGGUGGGCAGGGGGUGAAGGAGCAGGAGGGGGUGGUGCAGCUGCUGUCGCGCGUGGCGACGGUGGAUUGGGAGGAGGUGCGGCGGCCCAUGUCCCGGGCGGCACAGUCCAUCCAGUGCCACUGGGCCCGGCGCCGCCUCAGCUCCACCAAGCGCUGGGCGGAUGUACCUGUUAUAAGCCUCCCCGAUUCAAGCGUGUCGGAUGGCAGUUUGCAGGAAGGGGCGAGCAGGGUGAGGGGUGAUGGGGUAGGAUGGGGGUUUGGUGGGGAGGGGGAAAUGGGGAGAGUGGGGCCGGCGUUGAGUGGAGUUAGUGACGUGUCUGCUGGGGCCGGGUCAUGUGUGAAGGGGGUGUGA